Messenger RNA from Hyaloscypha bicolor E, 3043 nucleotides. RefSeq lists its product as uncharacterized. Gene Ontology annotation, biological process: intracellular protein transport; vesicle fusion with Golgi apparatus; transcytosis. NCBI's taxonomy places the organism in Eukaryota, Fungi, Ascomycota, Leotiomycetes, Helotiales, Hyaloscyphaceae. The transcript has 6 exons. The record is from RefSeq and is a predicted model, not a curated record. Gene Ontology annotation, cellular component: Golgi stack; endoplasmic reticulum; ER to Golgi transport vesicle membrane. The coding region runs from base 254 to 2983 and encodes 909 amino acids.
UAGAUUAUAUAGCGUUAUAAGCAUUUAUGUCUCUGAAAUUCAAAUGAGGUGGUGAUCUCUGUUUUUUCCAUUAGCUCCCAAGUUUGUGUUGCCAAAUUCUGUUUUUGGCUUGGACGUCCUCGACUGUGGAAUAAAAUUAUCCAGGGCCACGAAAGCAACUUCAACACCAUUCGUACAUUCCAAGUCGACCUUCUUCCACCCUCAAACUAUGACUCGACACCAAUGGCAAAAGCUUUACACGCCGUAGGAAACCAUGUUUGCUAUCUCGGGAAAGCCGGCGCAGCAAUCAGUGGGAGAUACGAUCCAGGUGCUUGCUGGGCGACUGGGGACUGCUCAGUUACUCGAAGAUAGGAGGGCAUCUAUCGCUGGCAUUCGCAGUCUUGCUAAACAAUACCCCGCCUCAGUCGCCUCAAGUGCCUUGAGAGGACUGAUAGCAGGGUUGAGUAAAGAUGGCGAAGAUGUCGACACAGUCAAAGUCACCUUGGAGACACUAUUGAUGCUCUUCAACCCCGACGAGAACAGCCCUGAGGCAUCGGAAGAAUUGGCACUUUGGAUCGCGGACGAGUUCACACAACGUCAGGAAAACAUCAAUCUAUUGUUAGAUUUCUUAGACACAAACGACUUUUAUUCUCGCCUCUACUCGUUGCAACUCCUCUCUGCUAUACUAUCUUCUCGAACCGAACGAACAGAAGAAUGUAUUUUUACGGCACCUUUAGGAAUCUCCAGGCUCGUGGCGGUGCUGAAUGACAAGAGAGAUGCUAUACGAAAUGAGGGUCUGAGUUUGCUUACAUACCUCACCCCUAGCUCUACAGAAUUGCAGAAACGGGUUGCUUUUGAAGAUGCCUUCGAAAGAAUUUUCAAUAUUAUUAAGUCCGAGGGGUCUCUCUUACACGGCGACAGGAUAGUGGAAGACUGUCUAAUUCUUCUCGCCAAUCUCCUACGAUUCAAUGUGUCCAAUCAGUCAUUCUUCAGAGAAGCGGGCUGUGUGCCCAGGGUCGCACGAAUGCUGAACGACACGCUCAGAGAGCAGGGCAGUGAACCUGAAGUUGCCGAGUGGGCGAAGCUCCAGAGGAACAGGAAUAUUUACGCAUUGUUGGCUGUGUUAAGAUUGUUCCUUGUUACCGGUGGAGUUGGUACCCAAGCCAAUCAAGCGUCAUUCUGGCAAUAUGGUGUCUUGAAUCAGGUCCUUCAAUUAGCCUUCAACCGCGCGACGGAGAUGCAAAUAAAAGCCGAGGCUUUGACAACAUGCGCGGACUUGAUUCGAGGCAAUCCGAGUAUUCAAGAGCAAUUCGCACAGCUCAAGGUCACUUCAGUGCUUGACGAGCCUCUUGAUGAAGGAAACCAGGCUGUUCAACAGAAUGGAAUUCCACAAGUCUAUGUGAUCGACGGACUCCUUGACCUCACCCUGAGCGUUCCAUUAUUGGCCGCGUUCGAUUCACGCCUUGCGGCUUGCGAGUGUAUCAAAGCCUAUUUCUACAAUCAUCCCGUGAUUCGAAAGCAUUUUUUGCGCCGCGCAAUCGAGGGCCAUACUUCUGGCGCAGAUGAGACUGCAAAUGUGCUAACAACUCUUUUACAGCCACUGGACAGUCAAGUUUCGGUUGAUCCAUAUCGAUCUUGGUUUGCGGCUGUAAUUCUAUUUCACCUGAUAUUUGAAGACGCAAAUGGGAAGAGUCUAGCUAUGAGUGUCACUGAGGGAGAUUCGUCACAAGGCGAAGAUGUAGUGACGUGUAUUCAAACCUUGACCGAGAACCUUCUGAAUGGGAUUCAGAAAAACGUUGAUGAACGGAUACUCGUGGCAUAUCUCAUGCUGCUCUGCGGAUGGCUUUUUGAAGAUCCCGAUGGAGUCAACGACUUUUUGGGCGAGGGCAGCAACAUCCAAAGUUUGGUACAAACGGUGUUACGUCCAGCUGGCGAUGGAGUGACCGUCCAAGGCCUCUGCGCUAUGCUCUUAGGGAUUGUCUACGAGUUCUCAACUAAAGACUCACCGGUUCCUCGAGCAACGAUCCAUCCAAUUCUUGCCUCGCAAAUGGGCCGAGACCAAUACAUCGACCGCUUGACGAAGUUCCGAAGCCACCCCUUGGUGCGAGAUUUUGAGGUUCUGCCUCAAAAACUUAGUGUUGCACCUCCUGGCGGUCUCCCUGACGUCUUUUUUGACAAAACUUUUGUUGAUUUUGUCAAGGAUAACUUCAGUCGUUUGCUUCGUGCAAUUGAUCGCGAUCCUGGAAUGGAGAUACCAGUCAUUGCAAACGGCGUACAGAAAGGCAUUUCUCGCGAAAUGGUGGACUCGUUGCGAUCCCAGCUUGAGGAGAAAGAGAAGGCACUCCAAAAAUCCGAGGAGGAACUCCUUUCCCGGAGCCGGCAGCUGGGGCAGGAGCAGGCUGACCACCGAAGGGCUAAAGAGACUUCUGCUAUGGAGCUUGGAAAGAUUAAGCAAGUGAACGAAGCGCUGCACCGUCAUCACGAGGACGACAUGACUAAAUUGCGUGCUGAACAGAGUCGGAUGGCUCAAGAUCAUCAGAGGCAGCUUGAGCAUGUUCGGAAGACCGCGGAAGCCAAUGCCGACCGAACACGCAAACGGUUGGAGGCUGAGAUUGCAGAUCUUCAGAGCCACCUCAACAAAUCAGAAGCUGAUCUUGCAAAGGCGAACAAAAACCACGUGCAAGAUCUCCAAACGGCACAUGACGAAUACACAGCGGAUAAAGCUGAACAAGCAGCUCGUUUGCAGAGGGCAGAAGAGAAAGCCAAAGACUUCGAAAAUAGACGCGAGGCCGCAACUGCCAAGGCCAGAAAGGCUGAAAUGUCUCUAGCGGAGAUGGAAAAGGAAAAACAAGCUGUGCAGGGCGAGCUCGAUGACCUCCUCAUGGUAUUUUCCGAUUUAGAGGGCAAGGUGACCAAAUACAAGGAAAAAUUAAAGGCGCUGGGGGCGGUUAUUUCUGAUGACGAAGAAGAGGAUGAAGAUGAAGAAGAGGACGACGUAGACUGAGAGAUCGAGGGAUCAGCAAUCUGUAAAACACUUGUCAAUAUAGCACAGCGAGGCGUCAAG